This is a messenger RNA of Sphaerodactylus townsendi, 7969 nucleotides long. Its product is annotated as ankyrin repeat domain-containing protein 26-like. Lineage: Eukaryota; Metazoa; Chordata; Lepidosauria; Squamata; Sphaerodactylidae. The record is from RefSeq and is a predicted model, not a curated record. Gene Ontology annotation, molecular function: protein binding.
UUCUCUCCCUAUCCGUCACUCUAAUAAAACGUUAGUGGCAACCGCCCCCGUCCCGAUUGGCCCCUCUUUCCUUUUGCGGGCGAGACGCCGUUGGGCACUGGAGAGAUUUCGGGAGGCCGGCUGGCCGGUGCUGUGGUGCAUCCUUGCGUACAAAAUGAAGAAAUUCUUUGGGUUUUCGAGGAAGAAGGGGAAGCCGUCGGGGUCCCGCUCAGGAGCUUCUGCCUCCUCCCUUAGCAUCGCCGUGGGGGACGGGUACGACCUACGGAUUAAAGACCUCAGCAAACUGCACCGGGCCGCGGCCAAUGGUAAUCUGGAGAAGCUGCAGCAGCUAGUAAAGAAUCACGACCUCAAUCUGCUUGAUGAAGCCAACAGAACACCUUUGCAUCUAGCCUGCGCCAGUGGAUGUACAGAAGUUGUUAUGUUCUUGGUAGACAACAAAUGUAGAUUAAAUCUCUGUGAUAAUGAUAACCGAUCUCCAUUGAUGAAGGCUGUACAAUGUCAGCAGGAAUUUUGUGCAAGUUAUUUGCUGAAACACGGUGCAGACCCCAAUGUAGUGGAUUUAAACAAUAACACAGCCCUUCAUUGUGCUGUUUCCAAUUCUAGCAUAUCUAUAGCAGAACAACUGCUUGCAUAUAAUGCAAAAAUUGAUGCACAGAACAAGGAUGGGAACACGCCUCUUAAUCUUGCAGUAUCAGGAGGUAAUCAAGAAAUGACAGAAUUUCUUCUUAAGAAAGGAGCAUCAGUAAAUGCCAAGGAAAACACAGGAAGAACACCACUAAUGACUGCUGCUUCUAACGGAGAUGAAGCUUUAAUAAAUCUGCUCAUUCAAUAUGAUGCUAAUGCUUCUGACACAGAUACAAAUGGAUGGACAGCAGAGGAUUAUGCUGUAAUUGGAGGAUAUUCCCAAUUAAGUAAAAAAAUCGCUGGAUAUGCCAGUGGGAAAUAUGCAGAACAGCAAUCUUCUAAGAGUCGAAAAGGCCUAUCUGAAUUCAGCAGUCCACAUAAAGAUGGAGGUGCUGGUUUGACAUUGGGCGCACCUGCAACAAAUAAAGAAGAAAUGCAGCAGUCACAGUACCAGGCAGCAGGAAAUUCAGGGAAAGUUGCAGAAGAUCUAUUUGGAGAUUCAUCAAGUAAUAAAAAUGAUGACAGCUGGUGUUCUGAUGAUGAAGACUUAUUCAACCCUGAGAAGCCACAGAAACAGCAUCCGCCUGACCUAGUGAAAGUUUAUGAGCACUUCAAGAAAUGUUUAGGUGAGAGAAGUAGCAAUAUCAUUUCACAGAAAAAUAAUUCAGAUUGUGAAGCUGAAGAUCUGAAUGACUGCUUUCCUAAGCUUUUGUCCCAAGCUAAGUCCUCCCCUCAGCCUGCCCAUUCCUCACCUGGCUCCUUUUCAAAACCUAUCCAGAUGUCUACUAGUCGCUUGGGCAUUAAGCAGGUAAAUUUUUUUCAUUCACUGUUCUGUUUUAAUCAUAUGUAUAUUUGUGUUCACAUGUGGCUUUAUGAAGAUAAUGAAAAUGACUCUGAAAAUAAUGAGUUGGCAAAGGAUAUAGCCAGAGCUCAAAAUCCCAUCGAGCAAGAACUGAAAGAUCCAAAUGAUUCUUAUGCAAGCAGUGAAGAAGAAGAGGAGGAGGAGGAGGAGGAAGAAGAAGAAGAAGAAGAAGAAGGUGGUGAAGAUUAUGUUGAUGAGGGGGAUGAGGAGAAAGAAGAAGAAGGACUUGAGGAGGAGGAUGAAGAUGAGGGAGAAGAAACAACUGAGGAUGAGGAGGAAGAAGAAAUUGAGGAUGACUACAGUCAAGAAAAGGAGGACGAAGACAUAGAAGAAAGUCAGGGUAAGCUAGAAAAUGAAGAAUGUUUUGAAAAAUCAGAGAGAGAACAGUUAGAAACCUCUGCGGACAGUGGACAUCUUGCAGAACAAAACUGUGGUCAUAGGAACAGUCCUAAUAGAAGCAAUAAAUUGUGCAAUGUGCACAAUGAAGAAAUACAAGAGUUAGCUGGGCGGUGUGAAUCUUCAGAUGAAAAUGUAUCUAUUAAGAAGAUGAAUAAUGGACUUCAUCAUUCACUUGAAGAAGGAAACAGAUGUAAACUUGAAGGGAAAAAUAUGAAUAACCAUGAGUAUGAAAAAGAAAACACAGAAUGUCAAAAUCUUAAUGAAUGCCAAGGCACUGAGGAAAAUGAGGAAAAACUGGAUAUGAGCCACCAAGGAUUCCAUAAAGUUGAUAUUUGUUCAUUACCGCCAUUUGAAGUAACAAUUUCUGCAAAAUCUGUACUUUCAUCUCUUUUAAACAAAGGGAAAAAAUCAAAUCUGGGUGGUAACUUUGAAAGUGAUGAUGAUCCUGAGUCAAAGGCAGAACUUGAAAAACAGAACUCAAAAAAUAUUAGUUUUGUGGAUUACCAAAGUAUCACAGAAAAACUAUGCAGUCAUUUGCAAGAACCAGUAUAUGAACCAUUAGUGGAUAAAUGGGAGCAGUGUAGGGAAGAAAAUCUAAAAGAAGACUUUCAAUCUAAUAUAGAUCAAAAUCCCUUACAAGAUGGCAGCUUUCAAAGAGGAAGAUUGCACGACUCUCAGGGAAAAGAGGGCACGGAGGACCUAGAACAUAAAAAAAAGUUAAUGGAAGAACUUGGUUUAGAUGAGACAGAUCAUAAUGAAGAUGAGUCUGACUGGGAUUCAUCCAGCAUUCCUCUUUCAAGUGUAUCCUGUGCUGACCCUUUGUAUCAACUUGUGCUGGGAAGUGAUGGCAAAAGUGAUUCUGCAGUCAAAAAACCAGAAGUUAUUCCUGUGGGAGUACAAUUAUCUGAUACUAAAACAAUGAUUCCGGUAAAAGGAGAGAAGAGUAAUGAGCAAAAAGAUAUCAAAGGAAUUGAAAAUGAUGAGAACAAGCAUAAGGAUAAAAAUGUAGUAGACGCAUUCAGCUGUACCAAAAAGGCAUCACUUGAAAAUCAGACUGACAAUGCAGAGGUUUUAUUUGCUUGUGAGAAAAAGGAAACUGAAGCAGCAGUGCAUACUGAGGAAUCUAACAGUGGCUGCAGUCAGUUUGGUGCAGCUCUCUGGGAAGAAAGAUAUGAAAAAAUGUGGGUUGCAAAUGAAAAAAGAGAAGUCAAAACGUGUUUUAAGAGCAUUACAGCAGAACUAAAGCAGAAGUUUGGUGAAACUAAUAUAAAUGUACAAAGAAGUAAUACUUCUGUGGAAGAAAGAUCACAGGAUGGCUUCAGUGGUAUGCCAGAAUCACCAUUGCUACCACUGUCUAAAACUACAAUUGACAUACAAGCAACGGGAGAUUCUGGAAAUUUAAACUCUGUCAUUGCAGAAAAGAAAUGUAGCCCUGAAAACUUAACUUUAAAUCCUAUAAAUUAUAGUUCUCAGAAGUUUCUUCCUGAGCAGCGUGAAAAUGGUCAACAAAAAGUUCAUCAAAACCAGAGUGCAAAGAAUGAGAUAUUAUCUGAAAUAGCAAGUGUAAGUGGAGAAGGAAGAGACAAUAGUCUUGUACAACAGGAAACAAAUGUGGGGAAGUUUGCAACACAUAUCAAACCGUCUGCCUACAUAGACACUGCAAAACUCCUUUCUAAUGUAACAAAAAGUGCAGUUGAAACAAUCUUACACCAGUUUAACAAUGGUGCUUCCAGACGCAUUGCAGUCAGCAACUAUAAAAAUGUUGAGACUGAGAUUGGAAAGAAAGUGAAAAAAUCUAAUCAAUCCUGCUGCCAAAUAUCAAAAGAACGGGAUAAAGAAGUAGAACGUGAUGUUGUGAAAUUUAAGAAUGAGGUAGGAAUUGUGCAGACAGCGUUCCUGGCUUUGGAGAAAGAAAACGCCCAACUACGGAAAGAGGUUGAAAAGAAAAAACAAAAGCAGAAAUGGGAAGAAUUAGAGGCUGCAGGAAAAAUGGAAAGUGCAGCUAUUGAAAAAAGGGUUGGUGUGAAUACUAUUAAACAGAAAGCAGGAGAGCUUUCUGUAAAGGAAAAACAGUAUAUUAAACCAGAAGGAGAACUAUUAGGGCAAAACCCAGCAAAAAACUUAAUUUCCUCUGUGGAAAAGAAGGAAAUAAUUCCAGUAGCUGCUAAAGGCACAAAGGAUGUGAGAAAAAGUGAAAGUACACAACAAAUCUCAAAACAAUGGGUCAGUCAGCAGAUUACUGAAAAUCCACAUCAACAGCAAGAUGAUAGCAGUUCGAAUGAAACAUCUGUGGAAGAAGUAAGAAAAUCAGCCAGAACUGUGAAUGGGAAAAAUAAGAUUCCCAGAACAGUGGGUAUUAUUAAUACUCUUGAUGAUUUAACUCAGUCUUCUGAUACAGCUGCAGAGGAUAUUGAUAUGCCUGUUUCAGUUCAUAGAGAGGCUGAGAUGUUGAUAGAACAGCUUGGUUUGGAAAAUCAAGAUUCUGUAAGCCUGCUGAAAAUUCGAAAUAUUGUUAAUGGAUAUGAACAUUUAAUUGGAAAAAAAAAUGAAUGUUGCGCUCAGCUGCAAGAAAAAGUUAAAAAAAAUGAGAAUGAGAAGAAGGAGCUGCAGAGAAUGCUAGAAGAAAUGAGAGAAGCGAACUCUCUGUUGGAUCAUCAAAAAGUACAAUGGGAAAGCGAUAUCAGUAGUCUCAAAUUUUUUUUGAAACAAACAGAAGAAAAGAAAAUGAGUGUUGAAAUGCAAUAUGAGAAAAGUCAAGAACAGUUAAGGAAGAAAGAAGAGCAGUAUCAUAAAGAGAUGGGGGAAAAACAGAAGCUAGAGUUAACACUGAGAAGUUUAGAAGCGGAGUUGAGAACUUUGAAAAACAAUUCGAAACGGAUGGCUGAUCCUCAUGACCAAGAAAAGGAUCUAUUAUACAAAAAUCAAAUUCUCCAAGAUGAACUUGCUGCAUUAAGAUUACAACUUGACCAGGUAAGAGCUAAGCAUCAAGAAGAAGAAGCCAAAUAUUUAGAAGAAAAUGAAGGUUUGAAAGGAAAAAACCAAGACCUUAAAAAGGAGUUGAAACUAAAUGAAGAGGCGUUGAGUCAAACAGUUCUUCAGUACAAUGGACAAAUAAAUGUAACAAAAACAGAACUUGCCAUUCUAACUUCCAAGUUAGAGCACAUGAAAGAAGAUAAAGAACAACUGGAGGUGGAGCUUGAUUCAUUUCAUUCCCGUUUGGAUUCCAUCACUCAGGAACUAGAACAGACGAAAAUAUCAAAGAAUGAUCUUGAAAGAACACUGAAACAAGAGCGUGAUGAAUGGGUUUGUUUAAAAAACAAAUUGAAUCACGAUCUGCUUAACCUGCAAGACACCAACAAUAGCAUGUCUCAGCUGUUAAGUAAGACUGAAAGCAACGCUAAUAGUCUAGAAAAUGAACUUCACCAUGCAACACACACACUCAGAGAAAAGAACUUGCUGAUUGAAAGUAUUCAAAGGGAUCUAAGUCAAGCCCAGUGUCAAGUGAAGGAACUUGAAAAUGCAUGGCAAAUGGAAAAAAGUCAAGUGAACAAACAUGUCAUAAAACAGGAAUCUGUGCAGGAACGAUUGACACAACUCCAGAGUGAAAAUCUUUUACUCCGACAGCAACUUGAGGAUUUUCAAAACCAGAGUAUUGUUAAAGAAAGAGUAGUGAGCAGUGUUCAAGAUAGAUUUAAUGAUAUUUUUGCUAAACUUCGAGCCGAUACUGAAAAGCAGGUACAAAUGAUAGAAGAGAGAAAUAAGGAGUUAACGACAAAAUGUAAUAAUUUAAAGGAUCAAGUCUCCAAAUAUGAAACAGAAAAAGCAGAGAGAGAGGGUUCAUUAAGGGAACUGCAGCAAGAGCUGGCAGAUUCUCUUAAAAAGCAGUCCAUGGCAGAAGCUGCACUUGAAGUUACAACUGAUUGUCGGAAUCAUCUAGAGGAGGAUAAACGGGAGCUUCAAAAGGAAAUAGACAGGGUAAAAUCUGAGCUGGAAGAGUUAGAAGAACAAUUUAUCCACUCUCAAAAGUGUAUUCAGGAUUUGAGGAAUGAUUUGGAUGUUAAGGAAGGUGAAGCAAGAGUGGUACCUCAGAACUUACAAGAGCUGCUGGUAGCAUCAUCAGGAACAAAUACUGCUAUAAAACAUGAGGAAGAGCAUAUGCAAAGACUCGAAGUAGAAAAUGCCAGAUUACAAGCUACAAACAAAAGCCAAACUUGCAGAAUUGAGAUGCUUCAGAAAGAUCUCCAGGGUAGUGCUUCUGUUCACAGUCAUCUUGAAGAACUUGUAACUAUUUUGCAAACAACAAAAAUCAAUUUAGAGGAACAACUAAACCAUCAGGUCCAGAAACAAGCCAUGCUAUCAACAACUGGCCAAGAUACUCACAAAAUGUGGGAAGAAGAACUGAAGUUGAGAUCAAAACUUCAAGCUCACCUUUCUGAGUUUGAUAAAGAAAAGACUGAGUUAUUGGCUCAAUUUGACAAUGAGAAGAAGAAAGUGAAGAAAUUGGCAGAGUUAAAACGAUCAGUGGAAAUUCAGCUAGGUCAAGAAACAAAGAAGAACAAUGAAUUACAAAAAAAAUACAAUGGAAUUAAGAAGCUUUUAAAAACAGCUAAAAAUAAACAGAAAGAACAUGAGAUCAGGGAAAAUUCGUCUCAAGGAGAAAUGAAGACCAGAUAUUCAGACAUAGUUACUGAAGUUGGAAAUUUAAGAAAAAAGACAGGAGAACUUUCUCACCAAUUAGAGGCUGAGUCAAGUAGACGAACUCAAUUGGAAUUUACAAAUCAUGAUCUACAAGAACAGUUAACUUCUCUAAAGACACUCCAUAAGAAACUGGAGAGAAGCAAACUGCAACUAGAAGAUGAAGUAGCUAAUCUCAGAUAUCAUUUACAGAGUAAUAUGAUGGACUACAACCAAAGAGAACAAUACAAAAGAGAAGUUGAAGAGCGAGCUAGACUAGAAGUCAAGCAAAAACUAGAAGAAGUCAAUUUGUUUUUACAGACACAGGCAGCCUCACAAGAAACUUUAGAACAAAUAAGAGCCACUAAUAGCACCUACCUGAAAAAUCAACUGGAACACAGAAUUGGUGAUCUAGAAUCUGAGCUGGCCAAACUGAAGAACAGUCAGCAAGACAACAGCUUUCAUAGAGAGUCUACACAUACAGAACUGGAAAGAUACAAAGAACUGUAUUUAGAAGAGCUGAAAAUUAGAAAGUCUAUGGGAAGCAAACUGGAUCGAGCUAAUGAGAAAUUAUCAGAAGCCAGUGCCAUGCUCCUUCAUGAAAGUCAGAGAAACAAGUCUUUACUAGCUGGCAGUUUUGUAAGUGGAAGCCUUUCUGCAAUUCCAGUCCUGGAAACAGUUCAGUUUGGAAAUCUUAGCAGUAAUCUACCAUUAAAUAGAACGCAUAGCUUUGGAGGAGGAUUCAUGAAUUCAUCUGGAAAUGCAUUAUCCUCAAAAAAUAAAGUGGAGGCCUAUGUGGCAAAGAUGCGGAUGGAACUAGAUAAACAUAUCACUAGGGAACUCGCUCAAGCCACUGUUCAACUUGAUGUAGGAUCAAUUGAUCGCUCAUUAAAAAAUUUAAAUAGGGAAGAGGAUGAAGUGACCAAGGCAGCAGAGGAGUACCUGAAUGUGUUAAAGAAAAAUUACAUGAUUUAAAUCUGUUGUAAAUUUGUAGAUAGUUUUAUAUCCCUUUAUGAUAACCUGAAUAAAUAUGUAAAAAAAAUUUAUAUGUUAAAUUGUAUUACUUUAUUUGUUAUUUACAUUAUUUAUAGUCUGCCUUUCUCACUGGGACUCAAGGCAGAUUACACAGAAGAAAUCUAUACAAUCAACAGACCAGAGAUGAAGUACUGCCAGCCCCCAACGUAAUGCCAGAGGUUGCCACUUUUUCUGAUGCAUGUGAAGUGUUUUUAGAAAGUGGGCAGGGCCAAGUGGGCGAUCACCUACCUUGCCUGCCAAGGCUUCUGAUUGGCUGUGCAGAUUUUAAAAAUAAUGUUGCAUUGGCAGCAGCUACCAGUACAAUGCUAUUGAUCAAUACAUUUUAUCGUACAUAGCCAUAGGCUUUUAUAAUCUACAAUGUCUAAAAACUUAAGA